UCAUGCUCGCCUUUGUGGCCGACUCGAGCCUUCGCACACAGAACAACUUCUUUCUGCUCAACCUCGCCAUCUCCGACUUCCUCGGGCUUUCUGCAUCCCACUGUACGUGCCCUACGUGCUGACUGGCCGCUGGCCCUUUGGCCGGGGCCUCUGUAAGCUGUGGCUGGUGGUGGACUACCUGCUCUGCACCUCGUCCGUCUUCAACAUUGUCCUCAUCAGCUAUGACCGCUUCCUGUCGGUCACCCGAGCCGUCUCCUACCGGGCGCAGCAGGGUGACACGCGGCGGGCAGUGUGGAAGAUGGUGCUGGUGUGGGUGCUGGCCUUCCUGCUGUAUGGCCCGGCCAUCCUCAGCUGGGAGUACCUGUCAGGGGGCAGCUCCAUCCCCGAGGGUCACUGCUAUGCUGAGUUCUUCUACAACUGGUACUUUCUCAUCACGGCCUCCACCCUUGAGUUCUUCACACCCUUCCUGAGUGUCACCUUCUUCAACCUGAGCAUCUACCUGAACAUCCAGAGGCGCACACGCGUCCGGCUGGAUGGGGCGCGUGAGGUGGCGGGCUCGGAGCCCAUGCCCGAGGCCCAGCCCUCUCCACUGCCCGCCGCCUCCGGCUGCUGGGGCUGCUGGCAGAAGGGGUGCGGGGAAGCCGUGCCGCUGCAUCAGCAUGGGUCUGGGGUCAGUGAGGUGGCCCCAGGCACUGAGGCUGGGGAGGUGGCCCUCGGGGGUGGCAGCGGUGGGGGUGCUGUGGCCUCACCCACCUCCAGCUCCGGCAGCUCCUCGAGGGGCACCGAGCGGCCCCGCUCGCUCAAGAGGGGCUCCAAGCCAUCUGCGUCCUCAGGAUCCCUGGAGAAGCGCAUGAAGAUGGUGUCCCAGAGCAUCACCCAGCGCUUCCGGCUCUCGCGGGACAAGAAGGUGGCCAAGUCACUGGCAGUCAUCGUGAGCAUCUUUGGGCUCUGCUGGGCCCCGUACACUCUCCUGAUGAUCAUCCGGGCCGCCUGCCAUGGCCACUGCAUCCCUGACUACUGGUACGAGACGUCCUUCUGGCUGCUGUGGGCCAACUCGGCCGUCAACCCUGUCCUCUAUCCGCUGUGCCACCACAGCUUCCGCCGAGCCUUCGCCAAGCUGCUCUGCCCCCAGAAGCUCAAGCUCCAGCCCCACAGCUCCCUGGAGCACUGCUGGAAGUGAGCUGGCCCCCUCUGGCCCCGCCCCCACCACCGGGCCCCGGGUUCCCGGGCAGCUGGGCCAUGCCCCGCUCCACCUGGCCACCCCCCAGGUGUGAGCCACGCCUUGUCUUUGGCCCACCCUAAAUGCCAUGGCAGCCUCUCAGACCAUCUGCCAGCAGCUGAGGCAGCUUGGUGGCCUCACUGGAAGAGCCCUUGCUGCCUGAACGGGAACGUGGCCACCCAAACCCCGCUCCACCCCAGGGGAGACAACCCAGAGGUCCCAGCCUCUCUGACUGUCCCCCAGACAGCGUGAUGACCAGUGAUGUCCCCCUUCACACAGUUACUGCUCAGUGUUCUUCCCAAAGCAAGCACUGGUGUGUGCUCCAGGCCUCCUGAGCUGGCGCUCUGCCCCUGCACCAGCACACACCUGCACACCUUCCUGGUGCCAGACAAGCCCCGGCCACUCCUUCACUGCGGCCUGUCCCCUGCUUAAAUCUGGGCCUGGAUCCUUCAUCCCUCUCCGCUCCCACUUUCGCUACUCCCAAAGUGCCAGGUGCCCCCCAGGAACCGCAAGGCAGUUCUCUGCUUCUCCAUUUUGGGUGUUUCAAGAAGACGGAGAAGAAAACACAUCCGUGAACUUGCUGUUCCUUGGAUGUUUAAUCAAGAGAGACAAAAUUGCUGAGGAGCUCGGGGCUGGAUUGGCAGGUGUGGGCUCCCACGCCCUCCUCCUCUGUGCUGCCGCUUCCGGCUGAGCUGUGCCAGCUGCUUCUGCCCACCCGCCCCAGCUCGGGGUGUGUUGGGCCCCGACUGGCAGCUCUGAGCGUGGCCAGAGCUCCGGACGCCUGCUUGUCCAGAGGCCACCCCUCCCACUCCAUCUACUCAACCAGAGUCUCCUGGGGUUGGGGGUCCUGAGGCUCGCAGGGGCCAUCAGAGGAGGCCAGGGCCCAGCAGAGGGGCCGCCUCGCCACCCCCCACACCUGCUUGGCGCUCUGCAUGCUCUUCUCCCCGUGCACCUGUGGCGCUGCCCCUGUGGACCCCGAGGCCCACAGUAAAGUGUAUUUUCUUACUGGUGCUGAUCCC
Vicugna pacos (alpaca) is the source of this 2238-nucleotide messenger RNA. The record is from RefSeq and is a predicted model, not a curated record. NCBI's taxonomy places the organism in Eukaryota, Metazoa, Chordata, Mammalia, Artiodactyla, Camelidae.